Monomorium pharaonis (pharaoh ant) is the source of this 723-nucleotide messenger RNA. RefSeq lists its product as uncharacterized. Bases 16 to 699 code for a protein of 227 amino acids. NCBI's taxonomy places the organism in Eukaryota, Metazoa, Arthropoda, Insecta, Hymenoptera, Formicidae. The transcript has a single exon. The record is from RefSeq and is a predicted model, not a curated record.
UACGGCGCUGAGGCAAUGAUUGCAAAACCUAAUUUUCACAGCCGUAGCAUUUUUUCGGAGAAUCUAAUCGCCGUUGAAUUGCGUAAUCUCGAGGUGAAAUUAUAUAAACCGAUUUACGUAGGCGUGAGUAUCCUCGAUAUUUCUAAAACAUGUCUAUACGAAUUUCACCACGAGUAUAUGCAGCCUCUAUAUCGUAGUAAAUGUAGAGUUAUGUAUACAGAUACCGACAGUCUUAUAUAUCACGUCGAAUGCGAGGAUAUUUACAAAAACGUGAAGCAUGACAUUCAUAGAUUCGACACGAGCGAUUAUCCGGUCGACAACGCAUACGGUAUACCUCUCGAGAAUAAGAAAGUGCCGGGUCUAAUGAAAGAUGAGAACAAUGGUGCGAUAAUGACCGAGUUUGUCGGACUCAGGGCAAAAAUGUACAUGUUGAGAGUGGACGGAAAAAAGGACACUAAAAAAGCGAAAGGUGUCAAGAAUAACGUAGUAGCGCGAACCAUAACGUUUGAUGAUUACACCCGCUGUCUCCACGAAGAGAUCGAAAUGACGCGUCGCCAGUCGUGUAUAAGAUCUAAGCUGCACGAAGUAUACACGGUGUCCAAAACAAAAAUUGCUCUAAGUCCGUACGACGACAAGAGAUAUCUCGUACCUGAUUCGGUCGAGACGUUACCGUGGGGAAAUUAUCGAAUACCUUUGUAACAUUAUACUUUUAUAUUUUCUUAU